Molecule: messenger RNA, 1534 nt
Organism: Myripristis murdjan (pinecone soldierfish)
Lineage: Eukaryota; Metazoa; Chordata; Actinopteri; Holocentriformes; Holocentridae
Gene: c1qtnf5
Product: C1q and TNF related 5
Exons: 3
Coding region: 103-855 (250 amino acids)
Molecular function (GO): protein binding
Source: RefSeq, a predicted model, not a curated record
UCUCGGGUCUGGACGAAACUUUCACUGGAUUCUCUUUAACACACGCGUCGACAGCAGAUCCCGAGGACUUCACUACACUACAUCAUCCGCAGUGACAUUGCAAUGACAUCACUCCGGCUGUUGCUCCUUCUCCACUUCCUCCUUGUUCUACACAUUAACUUUUCCAACCAGUUGGAAGACAAUAAGAUUCCCCCCAGUCUUUGUACGGGACAUCCUGGUAUCCCAGGCUCUCCUGGGGUUCAUGGCAGUCCCGGUCAGCCGGGCAGAGAUGGGAGGGACGGGAGAGAUGCCGCUCCUGGGGAGAAGGGACAGAGAGGAGACAGUGGAUACCCAGGUGAGACGGGACUGCGGGGCCUGACUGGGGACCGAGGUGACCCAGGGGAGAAGGGUGAGCGGGGGCAGCCAGGAGAGUGUGCAGUCGCCCCCAAAUCAGCAUUCAGUGCCAAGAUUUCUGAGUCCCGCACCAUGCCCCUGGCAGCGGGUGAGGCAAUCUGCUUUGAUAAGAUCAUGAUCAAUGAACAGGGUGACUACAACCCAGAGACGGGACGCUUCACCUGCAAAGUCCCCGGGGUCUACUACUUUGCCGUCCACGCCACAGUCUACCGUGCCAGCCUGCAGUUUGACCUGAUGAAAAACGGCCAUGCCGUGGCAUCCUAUUUUCAGUUCUAUGGUAACUGGCCCAAACCGGCAUCUCUGUCGGGCGGCUCGCUGCUUCACCUCGUCCCUGGCGACCAGGUGUGGGUCCAGAUGGCUCUGGGAGAGUACAGUGGAUUUUACUCCAGCAGCAAGACAGACAGCACCUUCACCGGCUUCCUGGUGUACUCACACUGGAAAAACUCUGCUGUGUUUGCAUAAUGGACAAACAUAAUAGCAUCCAACUUUGGAAAAUCAGCUGCAGCCUGUCUUUAGCCUCAUUAUGGUUUUGAUCUAAAUGAGAAGUUUGCAUUCUGGGUAAAAACAAACGAAUAGGCUUUGAUGUGGCCCUGACAUCUGGAUUUGUUCAAUAAGAAAGAAACACACCCGACAAUGUUACUUGAAUGGCACAUACCGUACUGAUGAAGUGUGAACAGGUACACUUCCUGAGCACUCCAGUAAUGUUUAUUCAGUAGCUGUGCUGCAGUUAUAGCCAUUUGACUGCUGUGAGACUUUUUUUUUUUUUUUUUUUUAACAGAUGUUGUGACAAUGGCCCCUAGCCAACUGCAGGCUGAGACUUCAAAUGGCUUCUUAUGCUAUUAUCAAGUGUAUGCUUUGUUUCACACUGAUUGCUACACCACUAAUGUGUAAAAUUAAUGAUUCUUUAAUUUACACACAAAAAGAACUUGCUACUUUUUAACAGUGCAACAUAACUGACACAAUUUUUUGUCCUAAUUGCCCUUCAUACUGCAUAUAUUUUGCUCUUUUGUCAAACUGCUGUCACCAGUCAGAUCCACAACCAGCCCUCUGAAAGGAAGGCUUUGUUAGUUUCCCAUAACUUGCCUGCCUGUGGACACAUCUGUUUUAUUAAAGCAAUGUUCAUCGUUUUGACUGUCCCUCU